AUGAAAAUCGGCAAACACUCCAAGCGUGUGCCCGUUCGCUUGCGGCACAAGAUUGAAAAAGCCUCAGUUGCUAAGCAGCGGAAGGAAAGAAAAAAUGCAAAGAAGAACCCCGAGUGGCGGUCUAAAGUCAAGAAGGACCCGGGCAUUCCUAACCUGUUCCCCUUCAAGGACAAGCUGCUCCACGAGAUCGAAGAGAAGAAGCGACUGAAGGCCGAGCAACAAGAGCGUAUCAAAGAGGAGGCACGACUCCGCAAGCUCGAGGCCAGAAAGGCCCAGGGCGGCGGCGAUCAACAGGCGGCUGUUAUCGACGAGAAUGAUUUGCUGGAUGAGGAUAUGGAUGAAGGCGAUGAGUCGAACCCUAUGGCUGCCCUUCUUGCGUCUGCCCGAGCUCGUGCGACCGAAUACGAUGAAGAGCAUGAGAGCGAAGAUGACGAGAUGGAUGAGGAUGACGAUGAAAUGGACGAGGACGACGAUGGCGGCGUCACUUUCGACGACACGACUGCCCCCGAACUAGUUGGUGGCCAGAGCUCUAUCAAGGAGAGCUCACGGAGGGCCUUCGACAAAGUCUUCAAGAACGUCACCGAGGCCGCAGAUGUGGUCCUGUACGUUUUGGACGCCCGUGACCCUGAGGGAACCCGCUCGAAGGAGGUUGAGCACGAGAUCAUGACCGCAGCUGGUGGCUCAAAGCGCUUGAUCCUCAUCCUGAACAAGAUCGAUCUCGUCCCACCACCAGUGCUCAAGGCCUGGUUGGUGCACCUGCGCCGCUACUUCCCUACCCUUCCCCUCAAAGCUUCCAACGGUGCCCCCAAUGCGCACAGCUUCGACCACAAGCAAUUGACCGUCAAGGGUACUUCGGAGACCCUCUUCCGUGCCCUCAAGUCCUAUGCCAACACCAAGCAAUUGAAGCGGGCGAUCUCUGUCGGUGUCAUCGGAUACCCCAACGUCGGCAAGUCUUCCGUGAUCAACGCUCUGACUGCUCGCCUAAACAAGGGCUCCAGCAACGCCUGCCCAACAGGUGCGGAAGCCGGAGUGACCACCAACCUGCGCGAGGUGAAGAUCGAUAAUAAGCUCAAGCUCAUCGACUCUCCUGGAAUUGUUUUCCCCAGUCAACACGGUAAGACCGGCAAGAAGUCCAAGGAGAACGAGCAGGCCCGUCUCAUCCUGCUGAAUGCUAUUCCACCAAAGCACAUCGAGGACCCUAUCCCUGCGGUACACCUGCUAGUGAAACGUCUCUCAGCGUCCGAGAACCUGAUCCAAAAGAUGCUUGACGUAUACGGCAUCACCUCUCUAUUCCCUACCAACGGUGACAAGACCACAGACUUCUUGAUCCAGGUCGCGCGCAAGCGCGGCCGUCUUGGAAGGGGCGGCGUGCCCAAUCUGGAGAGCGCCGCUAUGACUGUGAUUAAUGACUGGAGAGACGGCCGCAUCCAAGGCUGGGCCACCGCCCCAGUCCUUCCUGUUAUCAGCACAGCCGAGGCUGCCACGGCCACUGCCGCCGCUCCUGGCGUGGAUACUGCCCAUGUUGUUACUGAGUGGGCAAAGGAGUUCUCCAUCGAGGGCUUGUGGGGUAAUGGAGAAGGAGACGACGAGGAGAUGGCGGAGUAG
Molecule: messenger RNA, 1605 nt
Organism: Penicillium chermesinum
Lineage: Eukaryota; Fungi; Ascomycota; Eurotiomycetes; Eurotiales; Aspergillaceae
Product: GNL3/Grn1 family GTP-binding protein
Exons: 3
Coding region: 1-1605 (534 amino acids)
Cellular component (GO): nucleolus
Molecular function (GO): GTP binding
Source: RefSeq, a predicted model, not a curated record